Messenger RNA from Symbiodinium necroappetens, 324 nucleotides. The record is from the annotation of a GenBank genome assembly. Lineage: Eukaryota; Dinophyceae; Suessiales; Symbiodiniaceae.
GUUGAGCCAAGGCGGCGGGGGAGCGUCGGCGCUCUCGGCAUCACCAGCUUCGCCAAGGACUCCGAGGCCGCGAGCCGCGGCCGCAGAGGGCCAAGCGGCGCCUGCUGCCUCGCAAGUUCGACAGCCAUCUCCGAGCAGCCCACCUUUGCCUUGGUCACCAAUUGGUGGGUCUUUGACGCCUACGGGCAUCCAGCAGCCCGGUCAGGACCAGAGCCCUCCAAGCCCGAGCACACCGCCUCAGCCAGCACUUCAGGCAUUCUCACUGCGACUUCCAGCGCCGCCGGGCAGCCUGGGGCGAGCUUGCUUCGCUUGACGGGGUCUUGA